Messenger RNA from Myxocyprinus asiaticus (Chinese sucker), 4087 nucleotides. RefSeq lists its product as uncharacterized. The transcript has 19 exons. The record is from RefSeq and is a predicted model, not a curated record. Gene Ontology annotation, cellular component: endomembrane system; membrane. Gene Ontology annotation, biological process: intracellular calcium ion homeostasis; calcium ion transmembrane transport. Gene Ontology annotation, molecular function: calcium:proton antiporter activity. NCBI's taxonomy places the organism in Eukaryota, Metazoa, Chordata, Actinopteri, Cypriniformes, Catostomidae. The coding region runs from base 75 to 2375 and encodes 766 amino acids.
UUGAAUCACAUGAGGGUAUUACUGAAAAGCUGUCAUUCAAGACUGCGAGGAAUAACAGAAGGGAAUGUGCUGAAAUGACAACGAAUAUAGAGACGCGAAGAAGGCAACUCUGCGGAGACUCAGAAAAACAAGAUCCUUCAGAGGAUCAUGAUGAUUUUGGAGGUCACCUCCCGGGCUCAUCCGGUGAAAGGGUUUGUGUUGCUCACAUUCACACUGAAGCUGGUGAUGGGCACUCUCCCUGUUUACAACAAACAAGCAGCACCUUCACACCUAAAUGGCCACAGAGAACACGCAGCCUUGGUGAUGAAAUAUUUCACGAGAACCCGUGCAAGACCACCAUAAGUGCUGAAAAUGAAGUAGAGGCCCAAAAACUCGCAAAUAAUUAUAAGUUUGGAUUCAGGAAAUGGAAAAGCCAUGUGACAGAGCGGCCGUUAGAGGUCAGAUCAGACAUUGUGAAGGAACUAUACUCUGAGCUAAAUGCUAUUAAACCACACUCAGGUUCUUUGUUCACUUGUGGCAAUGUACUUUACGUUUUUCUGUUUGGCUGGUGGAUUUCUCUGGUUUAUGCUCUUGUUGGUGUCCUAAUGUUCCUCACAGUCAUUGGAAUCCCCUAUGGGAAACUCUGCUGGCAUUUGUCCUGCUAUUUUCUGUGGCCAUUUGGGAAAUCAAUCGAAAAGGCUAAUAUCUCAUUGCCAACAUACAGUGUGAAGAUCUUUAAAGGUGAUAUCUCUCUAAAGGCAGAAGAGGAUGGAAAGCCUUCCUCUCCUCUCUUACUGCCCACACCUGUGGAGGAGACGAUAGAAGAGCCCACAGGAAGUCCACAGGAUGACCGCUUCUGGUGUCGUAUAAGCACAUAUGUUUGGCUCCUGGUGGGUUAUCCUCUCUUGGCCCUCACACACUCUGUAGUGUGUCUGCUCUCCUGGCUUCUGGUUUUCACCAUCCCUGUGGCCAAGAUGAGCAGCAAGACCUUACACAGCAUCCUACUCAUGCCUCCUGAACGCAUUCAGAUCAGUGCAGCUUCAGUGGCUCAAGAGCAGGAAUGCCAAGUUAUUCUUUGCUGCUACCAUGCAGUAAACCUCUACUACUAUAAAUACACAGUAGACGGGAUCAAUGUUUUUGCUGUCAAUCUCUUACCAUUAGUUAUUGUGUCAUUGGUAAUUGGUUAUGUGGACAAAACAAACCAGUUUGCCAGCUCUGAAGUCAAGUUUGCCACAGCAGUCAGCUCCAUCAUCCCACUGUCAUAUUACAUUGGCAUGGGCAUUGCAAGUAUUUCCGCUCAGAGUAAUUUUGCUGUUGGGGCAGUGGUGAACGCCACGUUCGGUUCCAUUACGGAGUUGAGCUUUUACAUCACAGCCUUGCUCCGAGGUCAUCACCAGGGAAAUAAGUGUCUGCAUGAGAUAGUGAAGGCUGCUCUUACCGGAACAUUGCUGGGCUGCAUCCUAUUUAUACCAGGGAUCUGUAUGAUAAUUGGAGGGCUCAGGUACACAGAGCAGAGGUUUAACAGCCGCUCAGCAGGGGUCAGCUCCUCUCUGCUCUUCAUAUCAAUAGGGGGAGUGUUUGCCCCUACACUCUUCUCUAAAGCCUAUGGGAAUCUAGUGUGUGAGGACUGUACUAACUCCACAGGGACCAACAGUAGUGGGUCCUUCAUGUGCAAAAACUGUCACUACGAUCUGAGUGAAAACAGCUACAGCCUGUUUCACAGUCACAUUGAGCCUCUAGUGUACACUGUUUCUGUUCUCCUCCCGGUUUCCUAUAUCAUUGGCCUCAUCUUUACUCUGAAAACUCAUUCACACAUCUAUGAUAUUCAAAUUGGAGAUGGAACGGGUCAUCACGGAGCAUCAGUGCAUUGGUCUCGAUGGAGAGCUUUGCUCAUUCUCAUCAUUGCCACAGUUUUGAUGUCAGCCUGUGCUGAUCUGACCUCAGAACACAUUCAACCAAUACUCAGCCACUCAUCUAUAUCUCAGUAUUUCAUAGGUGUGACUCUUUUAGCCAUGGUCCCGGAAAUACCAGAAAUAGUCAAUGGGAUCCAGUUUGCUCUGCAGAAUAAAAUCAGUUUGAGUUUAGAAGUCGGAAGCUGCAUUGCCGUGCAGGUGUGCAUGAUUCAGAUCCCCAUCCUGAUUUUAUUCAACUUCUUUUACGUUCUGCUCUGGUGGUGGUGUAUCUCAUUCUUCUUGCACUGUAUUUUUUCGCCCCAUCUCCUGCUGGCUGUUGAGAGGAAAAGCUACUUCAGCUCACUGCUUCCAGUGUAUGAUUUUACUAUAAUGUUGCGAUUAAUGUUAGUGUUACUGUGUGUUUUCGGUUAUUCUAUUAAUAUUUGUUCCUUUGUAACAUCAUUAACUGUUCUAUUCUGUUCCAAAAGGAGUGGACCUGAUUGAGCACUUUACUGUGUAUAUGCAGUGUCACAACCAGUCUUUUGUAAAUGGAUUAAAUAAUUUAUGCUUUUAUUGAAAAUGAGGCGCACAAAGAAAUUUUAUUUUGGACUGUACAGAAAUAAUAGUUAAAACUAUAUUUUAUUAUGGUUAAAAAUAAUACAUAUUUUAUUAACCUAUUAGGUACUUUGCAAAAGAAAAUGUCAAGUUUUAUGUGCUGAGCUAGAGUGUUCUCAAUGCACACUUAGGAAUUAGUGUGUUGGUACAGUCCCUAACUGAAGCUACUUGUAUUUUAAAUCAUUUUACUGUAUGAAGUUUCCAAAGAGAGAUCAAUUGAAGGCAUUUGCACAGUGAAUCAUUUGUGAUUACAAGUACUUGUAUGUUACAUUGACCUGUAUUUUUUUUCCCCUUCCCCUUUUUCUCCCAAUUUGGAAUGCCCAAUUCCCAAUGCGCUCUAAAUCCUUGUGGUUGCAUAGUGAUUCGCCUCAGUCCGGGUGGCGGAGGACGAAUCCCAGUUGCCUCCGCGUCUGAGACAGUCAACCCGCACAUCUUAUCACGUGGCUUGUUGAGCAUGUUGCCACGGAGACAUAGCGCGUGUGGAGGCUUCACGCCAUCCACCGCGGCAACCACGCUCAAUUCACCAUGCACCCCACCGAGAACAAACCACAUUAUAGCGACCACAAGGAGGUUACCCCAUGUGACUCUACCCUCCCUAGCAACCGGGCCAAUUUGGUUGCUUAGGAGACCUGGCUGGAGUCACUCAGCACGCCCUGGGAUUCGAACUAGCAAACUAGCGAACUCCAGGGGUGGUAGCCAGCGUAUUUUACCACUGAGCUACCCAGGCCUGUAUUAACUAUUUGAAAAAGACAAUUAUUUUCUAUUUUUAAUUGAAUCUUUGUGAUCACACAUAACUGUUUUUUGACAAGGCAAUAAAAGAUACAGUGGGGAACAAUUAGUUUUGUAAUGUUGUCAAGAUUUGAUGCUAUUAAUGGAAGAAGGCAUCUAUCCAACAUCCUUCCUACUUAUAUGAAACUGCUCAGAACAAUAUUACUUCUUUACAUAUCUAUAUUUAAUGUUAAGGCAAAACAAAGAAUAAUGAAGCCUACUUUCAAUUUACAUUUAAUAAAGAUGUACAGUAAAUUUCAGUCAUACUGUAUAUCCUAAAAGGCACAUCUUCAACCUUUGUCAUUUUCUGUCACUCCUUUUAUCACAUGUAAGAGGAAUUUUACCUUACACUUUCAGAGAAAAAGAUAGUUUGCUAACUGACAUCACCAUGGCUCUAAGUUGUUUGCGUUUUUCAAUUAACACCCUACAGGGUACUUGGUCACCAGGGAUUUUUAUUUUUUAUCAGGCAACUUGCUGGUUUUUAGAUGUCAUAUCCAGACAGAACAAUGCCAAUUACAGCACAAUCCAAGGGGGUGAUUUAAUCAUUUUUCCCCUUCCAGUAUUUCUGCCUUUGAGGUUUUAUAUUGUAUUAUUGUAAAAUUGAUUUGAUGUAUUCAUAUACACCAGUUUAACUAUGAAAUAAUAAACCCUUCUCUGUUUAUCUUAAGAAGUUCACACUUCUGAAUUGAGUUAAAUGAAAACAUUAUAUGUAAAAGUGAACAAGUACUGUAUUCUCAACAGAAUAUACAUAAUUAGCAAACAUCUUUAAUGAUGGCUGUAUUUUAUGCUCUGGUUGUCAUAGUGAUGAACACAUUGGUAAUCUUAUUUUGAGG